Molecule: messenger RNA, 2265 nt
Organism: Sturnus vulgaris (Common starling)
Lineage: Eukaryota; Metazoa; Chordata; Aves; Passeriformes; Sturnidae
Gene: CIRSR
Product: corepressor of RBPJ and splicing regulator
Biological process (GO): negative regulation of DNA-templated transcription
Cellular component (GO): nucleus
Molecular function (GO): transcription corepressor activity
Source: RefSeq, a predicted model, not a curated record
CCUGUGCCCGUGCCUGUCCGUGCGGCGGCCCGCGGGCCCCAUUCCGCCGCCGCCGCCAUGGGGAAGUCGUUCGCCAACUUCAUGUGCAAGAAGGAUUUUCACCCCGCCUCCAAGUCCAACAUCAAAAAGGUAUGGAUGGCAGAACAGAAAAUCUCAUAUGAUAAGAAGAAACAAGAAGAAUUAAUGCAACAGUAUCUGAAAGAACAGGAAUCCUAUGAUAAUAGGUUGCUUAUGGGUGAUGAGCGUGUGAAGAAUGGUCUUAAUUUUAUGUAUGAGGCCCCACCUGGAGCAAAGAAAGAGGAAACAAAAGAGCAAGAAGGAGAGACUGAAUACAAAUUUGAAUGGCAAAAAGUUGCUCCUCGAGAAAAAUAUGCUAAGGAUGAUAUGAAUAUCAGAGAUCAGCCAUUUGGUAUCCAGGUGCGGAAUGUGAGAUGUAUUAAAUGCCACAAGUGGGGUCAUAUCAACACUGAUCGAGAAUGUCCCUUGUUUGGCCUUUCCGGAAUCAAUGCAAGUUCAGUCUCCAGUGAUGGUUCAGGGCCAUCAAUGCACCCCUCGGAGCUAAUAGCGGAGAUGAGAAACAGUGGGUUUGCACUGAAACAAAAUGUACUGGGGAGAAACUUGACCGCAAAUGAUCCAUCACAGGAGUUUGUUACAAGUGAAGGAGAUGAUGAUCCAGAAGUUGAAUUUUUAAAAUCACUAUCAACCAAACAAAAACAGAAACUUCUAAGGAAGUUGGAUCGUCUAGAGAAGAAAAAGAAAAAGAAAGAUAGAAAGAAGAAAAAGCAGCAAAAGAAAAAAAGCAAAAGUAAACACAAGAAACAUAAGAUGAGAUCCUCUUCCUCAUCCUCCAGUGAGACUUCAGUAAGCAGCAGUGAUAGCGAGACUGACAGCAGAGAUAAAGCAGCACAAAAGAAGACGGAUUCUAAGAAAAGAAAAAAAGACAGGUUUUCAGAGGCUAGCAGCAGCGAUUCAGAAGGAAAGGCAAAAAUGAGGAAGGAAAAACUUUAUGAAGAUCUCUCCAGUAGUCACGGUAACAAGGACAAAGAUAGGGAGAAGUACAAGCUUUUAAAGCGAGACAGUUCUGCAGAGAACAACAAAUGGAGCUCCUGUGAGGUGGAAAGAAAGUCUACAAGCAGAUACCAUAGCACUGACACGAGAGACACUGAACGAAAGGAGAAGGAUAGUAGAAGCCAAAAUAUGAAUGAAGGGAGCACGCGAAGCCCGUGCUCAAAUCACAGCAGUUCCAGGCAAAGGCACAUAAGAAGAAGUCCAAGUCAAAGCCCUGGUGAAGAGCGGCACAGGAAAAAUGAAACCAGAAGCCCCAGCACAGAUGUACACAGAAAGAAGGAAAAAUGUAGAGAAGGCUAUGGGGACAAGUGCAGUAAAGUGGAACACAGAGAAAGGAGCAAACGCAGUAGAAGCAGAAGCAGAGAGAAGAAAAAAACCAGAUAGUAUAGGGGACAGGUGCAAACACGAAUUUCUCUGGGUUUUGAUGAAUACCUUUUAACAAGGGCUUAUUUGCAUACUGCUGUUCAUUUUCCAACCUCUUUAACUACCAUUUCCUACAUAAAGCCAACAGCAUCAAUUCUAUUGUGUUGGAAUAUUUGUAAAUUAGGUAUAAACGUUAAGGGUUUUUUUACUGUCUAAGUAUGCUUAUUGGCAAAUACCUCUUGUAUACAUGCAGUAAUUCACAGACCUGAUUUUAGGAUUUUAAAAUAUUUAUAAGCAGUAUGUGAUACUCUUGGUUUCAUCCGUGAUUGAUGUUUAGAUGCAACUGCAAGGGGGAGCAGAGAAAGCAUUUGAGAUAGUUCUGGAUAAGAUCACUGUUUAAGAUAUCAAAGCAUUGUUUUGUAGGUUUUGUUUUUUUCAUACUGAAACAUUUUUCCUAAAGUUCCCUGUAAGAGAUCAAUUUCAUGAGUUAAAACAACAGAGAGACAUAGUUCACAUAAGUGUAUAGCCAACAUCUUUUGGCCUCCUGCAGUGUACAGUUUGGUCAGGGCUAUCUAAACAUCUUGAACCCCCGUUGGUAUGUGUCAGUACAAUGUCAAGUUAUUGUUCAAUAAUCUCUCAAGACAUGAAAGGAAUAUUUACUGCCUCAACUGUUUCAGGUAUUUCAUUGUUUGUGGUAGUAAGUUAGUGUAAAUAGUCAUCCUUUUGUUUUCACUGAACCUUUUUGUGUUGUUAGUGAUUGUCAGUCAUUUUCUGCAUAUGUUGUUAUGAAGGCAAACUUCCAUAAUAAAAUACCUUAUUCUUUAAAACCAGUAA